AUGCUCCCCUUCUCUCGGCCACGGUGCCAGAGACUCCUGAUACUUCAAGCUCCCUAUAACACUACCAUAAGAACGAGCGCACCCUCACCAUGCCAUACCCUCUCUCGCAGAUACUACGGGGGAAUAGUACGAGCAAUUGUAUCGAAACAUGUUGAGAGCAUCUCCGAUACCCUCAGCCCGGUCCUGCCACCGAACCUACGAAAGCGAGUCGAUCAAGCGAAGGCCGAGAUCACGCAUAGAGCAAACAGCUCACAUAUACCGAAUACCAUCAAAACCAAGCCAAUUGAACUAGAAGAUGAUGUCUCGACGGAAAGCCAGAGGGGGCUUGAUGCUGAGACGAAUAUCCAGACUCAAGUCCGGCGGUUGAUGAGACUGGUACCUCAUCCAGUUGCGAUAGUUACUUCGACGGAUCCCAACUCUCCGUCCAAUGCAGCAUUCAGAGGAAUGACGGUAUCUUCAUUCAACACGGUGACACUGAACCCAAAGCCAGUGAUAUCGUUUAAUGUCAAGGUACCAUCAGAGACGUACAACGCCAUUCGUUCUUCUUCCCGGUUCCUCGUUCACCUUCUCUCUCCUACGGAGGCUAUGGCAAGACUGGCGCUGGAGUUUUCGAAAGGAUAUGAAAACGUAGCUAAGAGAGGAGAUGAGCAGCGUACUUCCUUCUUUCGAUUCAGUGCGCCCAGUGAUGUUGAAGCAUCGCCUUCAUUCGAAAGCGGGGAGCCGCCGCGUUUGGUGAUAAAUGGGGGGCAACCAGGAGAAGAGCUGGAAACACAGCUUUCUCAUUUCCCGUUCAUAUUUGAGUGCCGGUGUCUACCACAAACCACGCGAGUUGGAGAUCAUGUGGUUGUAUUCGGGACGGUGGUGAAUGUCUUUUCUGACCAAGCUGUGAAUGUGGACACUGUGCAUGCGGCGAGAGAGCUGUGCCUUUCAUAUGCCGACACCAGGUUCUGGGAGAUGGGUGAGGUCGUCGUACCUUCUUCCCUGUCAAAGUAA
Messenger RNA from Nannizzia gypsea CBS 118893, 993 nucleotides. RefSeq lists its product as hypothetical. The coding region runs from base 1 to 993 and encodes 330 amino acids. The record is from RefSeq and is a predicted model, not a curated record. The transcript has a single exon. Gene Ontology annotation, molecular function: riboflavin reductase (NADPH) activity; FMN binding. Lineage: Eukaryota; Fungi; Ascomycota; Eurotiomycetes; Onygenales; Arthrodermataceae.